Gadus macrocephalus (Pacific cod) is the source of this 2940-nucleotide messenger RNA. RefSeq lists its product as uncharacterized. The coding region runs from base 2 to 1456 and encodes 484 amino acids. The record is from RefSeq and is a predicted model, not a curated record. The transcript has 4 exons. NCBI's taxonomy places the organism in Eukaryota, Metazoa, Chordata, Actinopteri, Gadiformes, Gadidae.
UAUGAUGAUCAAGGUGCCCAAGAAGGACCGGCCCAGAUCGUUCUUUUACACCUUCAUGGAGGAGGUUGUCGAGUCAGGAAAUCGGCCAGGCCAACCUAUCCCGCCCAGUUUCAAGGACCUGUUGAAGAGGAUGCUCCAUGUGGAUUGUGACCAGCGCAUCACACCACGCGCACUGCUGAAGCAUCCCUUCUUCAGCUUCCCUGAGCCCACUAUGGUCCAGCCCUGCAGCAGCUGCACUGAGCCCAGUGUGGUCCAACCCCACAACAGCUGCACUGAGCCCAGUGUGGACCAGCCCCGCAACAGCUGCCCUGAGCCCACUGUGGUCCAGCCCUGCAGCAGCUGCCCUGAGCCCACUGUGGUCCAGCCUCACAGCAGCUGCACUGAGCCCAGUGUGGACCAGCCCAACAGCAGCUUCAGUGAGCCCAUGAUGGUCCAGCCCUUUAGAAGCUGUCCUGAGUCCAGUGUGGACCAGCCUCACAGCAGCUGCUCUGAGCCCAUUGAGGUCCAGCCCUGCAGAAGCUGCACUGAGCCCAUUGAGGUCCAGCCCUGUAGAAGCUGCUCUGACCCAUUUGUGGACCAGCCUCACAGCAGCUGCCCUGAGCCCAUUGAUGUCCAGCCCUGCAGCCGCUUCAGUGAGCUCAUGAUGGUCCAGCCCUGCAGCAGCUGUCCUGAGCCCACUGAUGUCCAGCCCUGCAGCAGUUGUCCUGAGCCCACUGUGGUCCAGCUUCACAGCAGCUGUCCUGAGCCCGCUGUGGACCAGCCCUGCAGCAGCUUCAGUGAGCCCAUUGCGGUCCAGCCAAACAGCAGCUGUCCUGAGCCCACUGUGGUCCAGCCCUGCAGCAGUUGUCCUGAGCCCACUGUGGUCCAGCCCUGCAGCAGCUGUCCUGAGCCCACUGAUGUCCAGCCCUGCAGCAGCUGUCCUGAGCCCACUGUGGUCCAGCCCUGCAGCAGCUUCAGUGAGCCCAUGAUGGUCCAGCCCUGCAGCAGCUGUCCUGAGCCCACUGAUGUCCAGCCCUGCAGCAGCUGUCCUGAGCCCACUGUGGUCCAGCUUCACCGCAGCUGUCCUGAGCCCACUGUGGUCCAGCUUCACAGCAGCUGUCCUGAGCCCGCUGUGGACCAGCCCUGCAGCAGCUUCAGUGAGCCCAUUGCGGCCCAGCCAAACAGCAGCUGUCCUGAGCCCACUGUGGACCAGCCCUGCAGCCUACCUGGGAGCCACACACCUUCUAUGUCAGAAGAACAGAGGGAGGCCCCAUUAGACAACACAGACAGUGGCAAAGGCACUGCAUCAAUACCUACUGCUUCCCUUGGGGUUGCGGCGGAGACUGUGGAGGUCAAGCCAGCGGUAGCAGACAUCCCACUAGAUUUCACCCAAAAGAAAAAGAAGAAACAGGGCAGAGCAAAGCGGUUCUUCAAGUCGGUUUUGGGAUCCUUCUUCUGCCAUGGGGACCAGGAGUGACAGAUUCACACAUGGACCAGCCCAACAGCCGCUGCUGGCCUGAGCCCCGUGUGGACCAGCCCAACAGUUGCUGCCCUGUAAGCAGCCUGGACCAGCAGCUGCCCUGCCCCGAGUGGACUACUACCCCAGCCCGGUGUGGACUACUGCCCUGAGCCCACUGUGGACUGCUGCGCUGAGCCCAGUGUAGACUACUACCCCAGCCCGGUGUGGACUACUGCCCUGAGCCCACUGUGGACUGCUGCGCUGAGCCCAGUGUAGACUACUACCCCAGCCCGGUGUGGACUACCUCAAAAGGCAGCUGCCGUCCUGAGCCCACUGUGGACUAUCCCAAGGGCUGCUGCCCUAAGCCCACUGUGGACUACCCCAAGGGCUGCUGCGCUGAGCCCACUGUGGACUAAUGCGCUGAGCCCACUGUGGACUAAUGCCCUGAGCCCACUGUGGACUACCUGCUGCCCUCAGCUCAAUGUGGGCUACCUCAAAGGCAGCUGCCGCCCUGAGCCCACUGUGGACUACCCAAGGGCUGCUGCCCUGAGCCCACUGUUGACUACCCCAAGGGCUGCUGCCAUGAGCCCACUGUGGACUACCCCAAGGGCUGCUGCCAUGAGCCCACUGUUGACUACCCCAAGGGCUGCUGCUGCCCUGAGUUCAAUGUGAACUACCCCUAAGGCUGCUGCCCUGAGCCCACUGUGGACUACCCCAAGGGCUGCUGCUGCCCUGAGUUCAAUGUGAACUACCCCUAAGGCUGCUGCCCUGAGCCCACUGUGGACUACCCCAAAGGCUGCUGCCCUGAGCCCACUGUGGACUACCCCAAAGGCUGCUGCCCUGAGCCCACUGUGGACUAACCAUGAGCCACUGUGGAAAACCCAUGAGACCACUGUGGACGACCCCAAAGGCUGCUGGCCUGAGCCCACUGUAAACUCCAUUGGCAGAUAAAACAGUCUGCAUUUAACUGUAAUAAACUCCAAGUCCGGGAAGCAAAAUGUCUCAAUGUCAGUGGUGGUGCACCAUGAGUUACGGACAUAUAUGCACACACCGCCGCCUUUAUCCUUACCGGAGUAAGCUGUUUGGUCCGCUCGGUAAACAGUCCGGCCUGCUAGCUCAAUAGCAGCGUCAGGGAUGUUCGGAAUCAGCCAGGUUUUGGUGAAGACAAAGCACAGCCACGAAUCCUGUUAGAAUGUGAAGCCUCAGUCCGAGUUUGUCGAUCUUGUUGACAAUAGACUGGGCGUUCCCCAAACUGUGGACCACCCCAAAGUGAUUUGUCUGGUUUGUCGUGGAUUUUAUUUUAAAUAUGAAGUUUUCUUUAAAUGUGAAACUUUUACGUUUUUAUGCUGCCUUCUUGGCCAGGACUCCCUCGGAAAUGGUACAAAUGUCUGCACUAAGCCCUUCCUGCACGCAGUAAUUUACUAGUCUUUACAUGAAUUGAUCCUGCAUUGUACCGUCACCUGUCUGGUAUGUAGUAUUUGAUGGAUUGAAUGUUUUUACCU